UACACAUUUGUUUGAAUUACUUUUAUUUUGUUACAUAGUCGUAGCAUUAAAUUGAUAACAAAUGUCGUAUGAUCUUGGGUUCAUACUUCACACGAUUUUACCAAGAACUGCACCUUGACGUUAUGCGGUAAUUCGACAAUCUCGUUAGAUACUUUACAUAUCGAUUAAACCAAUCGGCUACGCAGUCAAAUGCUCUCUUAUCCUCGUGAUGGGGUUUAUUGCUAUCAGAAGCGGACUAAUCGACUUAUGUCAGUUCUAUUUUAUCAGAGUGUGGAAACAAUAGUGCAGAAAAUAAGGUAACCUACUUCAACGUGCGACAUUUUGGUAAUCAACCGAAAUAGUAAACGCUGCGAUGGUCCUUCCCAUAGACUGUAGUGUGGUGUUUACACUGGGCUAGGUAAUUUACUGAACACUUUCAUUGGUUCUUUCUAUAUGCCCAUCAAGCGGCGCCUGAUUCCUUGUGUUAGAAACUGAGACCUAAUGGUCCCAUUCCAAUGAGACGGUCCCAGCAAAACCGCAUUACCCUGUAGACUGCUGUGGUACAGGCCGACACAUUUGCUAUCGUCACACACUGCGUAGCCAAGCUAGCUGUAUCAGUUGUGACUGCUUGAGCUGAUUGUUGCUUUCUGUCAUGUUUCCGUGUCGAUUUCUAUUUCAAACGUAGCCUAGCUGCUUGAAAUAGUCUGACUGUAUGUAACGUUAUCUAUCUGAAAUGUAAUGUUUCGGGUGGAUUUCAGCGGUGAUUUGGGUGCGGCACUGUGUUUGGAGAAGAAGGGGUUUGCGCUGUGACGGUGGACUUUUUUGCCUUUUGUAUUUCCUUGCCUGUUGUGGACAUUUUGGAUUGCUAUUUUAUUUUUGUAGUUUUACGUUGAUUUUAACCGCUUCAAAGGAAUAUAGGGUCACUUUUAGGAAAAUAUAGUACGAUUUUGUCAGCGUCUCCUACUUAGGUCUUGUUUUCUAUAUACAAGAAAACUUUAAACAACAAAUAAGUUGGGGAGGGGAUUGAUGCAGGCGAAAGAAUGCGUUAGCAAGCUAAUCAGUUAGCUUAUUUCUGUGCCGAACCUGAAGCUAGCUGAUGUAGCUAGCCACAUAUCAAAGAACUGAGGCGAGGUAAUCCGUCUGCUCAAAUGACUCCUUGACUGAAGAAUGUCAACCUCUUGUUGAGGAUUUUAACUCAUACCCGGACAUCAAUCAUUGAAUGAGUACGAACGACUGGAACCAAGAUCUAAGAUUCCAGCAAAGACGAGUACCUGUGCACGUGUGAUCCCUUCACCCCAGCACCGUACCCCUGCAGAGCUGCUCGUAAAUGAGAAGAGGUGCUGGUGGUAGGGUGUGACCAUUCCCCGAUGAUGUCGAGCAAGCGGAGCCUGCUGGUGCGGCUGGUGCCCUGUCGGUGCCUGCGUGGCGAGGAGGAGGCGGUCACCUCGCUGGACUACUCCCACUGCAGCCUGGAGCACGUGCCCAAGGAGAUCUUCAGCUUCGAGAAGACCCUGGAGGAGCUCUACCUCGACGCCAACCAGAUUGAGGAGCUGCCAAACAACUGUUCAACUGCCAGUUGCUCUAUCGGCUGAGUAUGCCUGAUAAUGACCUGACUGUGUUGCCCGCAGCGAUUGCCAACCUCACCAACCUCAGGGAGCUGGAUGUCAGCAAGAACAGUAAGCAGAGGCCCUCUUCCUCACCAAAUGCUGAGUCA
Alosa sapidissima (American shad) is the source of this 1693-nucleotide messenger RNA. Its product is annotated as erbin-like. The transcript is spliced from 4 exons. The record is from RefSeq and is a predicted model, not a curated record. The coding region runs from base 1347 to 1571 and encodes 74 amino acids. Gene Ontology annotation, cellular component: postsynaptic membrane; postsynaptic density; adherens junction. Gene Ontology annotation, molecular function: protein binding. NCBI's taxonomy places the organism in Eukaryota, Metazoa, Chordata, Actinopteri, Clupeiformes, Clupeidae. Gene Ontology annotation, biological process: neurotransmitter receptor transport, endosome to postsynaptic membrane; neurotransmitter receptor transport postsynaptic membrane to endosome.